AUGGCUCACGCUAAAUUGGAUUUUGAUGAUAAUGUGGCUUCUUCAUUAAUAUUAAAAGACUUUGCACAAAAUGAACAAGAAGAGCUUGCGGAAGAAGUAUUUUUUGAGGAACUUUCAACACAAUUAGCAGAAAAUCCAAAGGCAAUGGCUGCUUUAACAGAACAAUAUAUGAAAAGUGUCAAUUCUGAUUCACCUGAUCUUGAAAGCGUACAAUUAAUUCCAGAGCCCGGAUUUGUAGUAAAAUCACGUAUAUCGGCAUCAAACAACAAACAAUAUAAAAUAGGCACAAAAUUUUUUAUUAACAUUUGUUACUCAAGUAAAGUACCUCGUCCGCCACCAGUUUCUAGUGAAAAUGAAAUACGAAAAGCAAUGAAUGGAGAUAAAGAUUCAAUAUAUUAUGUUCCAACCGUUAUUAGUAAUUUACGAGAAGAUGUAGAUAAAGAAAAGAAUCCGUGUUAUGAUUGUGAUGCUAUAAUUCAUCCACAGCCGUAUAAAAGAACUGAAGAAGAUUCUGAUUUUAAAUUAUAUAUAAGUGAAUUGGCAGUGGAAAUGAUUGAGGAGCAAUUUAGUCUAGAAAUGAGUCGCAAAUAUGCAUAUCCAAAAAUGAAUUACAAGGGCGAUAGAAAAGUGAGACCAGUUAUGCUUCCGAAAGAAAAGAAGUCUUUAAUAACUGAAAUUCCCACGAAGCCUAACAAGCAAGUAAUAGUUGAAGGUGAUGAAAAACAAGCUAAAAAUAGUAAAGCUCCAAUUCAACCUAAAUAUACAAUUACAGAAGAACUUAAAGAUAAUAAGUCAUAUUUGAUCAUUUCUAUUGAAACACCUUCUAUGCAAUCGGCUAAGGACAGCGCAUUAGAUUUAGAACCUAAGCAUUUAACUUUUAACUCACCAAAUAUGUAUGAUUUGGAUAUUCCUUUACCUUCAAUUGUGAAUAUCAUAUCUGCGAAAGCAAGAUUUAUAAAGCCCAAGAAAAGAUUGGUUAUCAAAUUAGAGAAAGUUGUUUCAUGA
Molecule: messenger RNA, 1005 nt
Organism: Funneliformis mosseae
Lineage: Eukaryota; Fungi; Glomeromycota; Glomeromycetes; Glomerales; Glomeraceae
Source: the annotation of a GenBank genome assembly